This is a messenger RNA of Cololabis saira (Pacific saury), 2285 nucleotides long. It is a transcript of the gene btbd10b, whose product is annotated as BTB (POZ) domain containing 10b. Bases 113 to 1573 code for a protein of 486 amino acids. The record is from RefSeq and is a predicted model, not a curated record. Gene Ontology annotation, cellular component: cytoplasm. The transcript has 9 exons. Gene Ontology annotation, molecular function: protein binding. NCBI's taxonomy places the organism in Eukaryota, Metazoa, Chordata, Actinopteri, Beloniformes, Belonidae. Gene Ontology annotation, biological process: positive regulation of phosphorylation.
GUAAGUGUUUUGAAAGGAGACGGCCGGCUAGCUGACGGAUUACAGCGGAACACCUAGUAACAUAGAUGAUGAAGGCUGAAACAUCCAGACUGGACUCCCACUUACACGGGUGAUGGCCGGACGUCUGCAGUCAUAUGAUAGUAGCUUGAGUGACACCGAAAACUGGGAAAGCAAAGCAACCGGCCGAAGCCUCUGUGAGCUUUCCAGUCAGGCAAGUGAAUCUAUAGAGGAGGAAUACAAGAAGAUGAGCCUGCAUGGUGCUAGUGGGGGCUGUGAGCGCUCACGUGACCGCCGUCGUUCAAGCGAUCGCUCAAGGGACUCCUCACACGAGAGAGAAGGCCAACUCACCCCCUGCAUUCGGAACGUCACGUCACCUACCCGCCAACACAACAGUGACCGCGAGCGAGAUGGUGGCCCGUCAUCGAGGCCCAGUAGUCCACGGCCCCAGAGAAUCUCACCCAGCGGUUCCAGCAGCAGUGGGGCGGUGAGCAGUCGCAACAGUAGCCUGUCCAGUGCCGAAGGCACCUUAAAAAGCUUGGGAGCUGGAGAAAUGGUAUUCGUGUAUGAAAAUCCAAAGGAAGGUGGUGCCAGUGCCACUGUUGGAAGCAGGAACAUUCGGACCUCUGAACGAGUUACUCUGAUUGUGGACAACACGCGUUUUGUAGUUGAUCCUUCCAUCUUCACUGCGCAGCCCAAUACCAUGCUGGGAAGAAUGUUUGGAUCUGGAAGAGAGCAUAAUUUCACUCGGCCCAACGAGAAAGGGGAAUAUGAAGUAGCCGAGGGCAUUAGCUCAACAGUUUUUCGAGCAAUUCUGGAUUACUACAAAUCUGGGAUAAUCCGUUGUCCAGAUGGAAUCUCCAUCCCUGAGUUGCGGGAGGCGUGUGACUAUCUAUGCAUCUCCUUCGACUAUAGCACCAUUAAAUGCAGAGACCUUAGUGCCCUGAUGCAUGAGCUGUCCAAUGAUGGAGCGCGGCAUCAGUUUGAGUUUUACCUCGAAGAAAUGGUUCUGCCUUUGAUGGUGACCAGUGCUCAGAGUGGAGAGAGGGAGUGUCACAUCGUAGUCCUUACUGAUGAUGAUGUGGUGGAUUGGGAUGAAGAAUAUCCACCGCAAAUGGGGGAAGAGUAUUCACAGAUCAUUUACAGCACAAAACUGUACAGAUUUUUUAAGUAUAUUGAGAACCGAGAUGUUGCCAAAUCAGUUUUAAAGGAGAGAGGACUGAAGAAAAUAAGACUGGGCAUUGAAGGUUACCCAACAUAUAAGGAGAAAGUGAAGAAAAGGCCAGGAGGUCGUCCAGAGGUCAUUUACAACUACGUCCAGAGGCCCUUCAUCCGCAUGUCUUGGGAAAAAGAGGAGGGCAAAAGUCGCCACGUGGACUUCCAGUGCGUUAAGUCCAAAUCCAUCACCAACCUGGCCGCGGCAGCUGCAGACAUCCCCCAAGACCAGCUGGUGGUGAUGCACCCCGGCCCACAAGUGGAUGAACUGGACAUCCUCCCCAACCACCCGCCCAGUGGGAAUCACUACAACAACUACAGCAACGAGCCUGAUCCUGAUGCACCUUCACCUGCUGUGUGAGGAUCCUCCGGUCCUCCUUCAAUGCCUCUGCCCCUCUCCUACUCUUCUAGUUCUACUCCCAGCAUGCUGCAGCAUGGAGCGCCAGGGGCACCAUAACCAUAUUGCCUUGACACCUCCUUUGCAGCCUUAGAGCCUCAAGAACCAGGAUGACUAGAAAAGGAAACACGAGAAAAUCAAGACUGAUUUAAAAGGAAAUGUUCACCGUUUUUCAUUUUGUUUUUUUACUUGACCAAAGGAAUUUUAUUUUUGUUUGGAAAAAGAAAUCUGUAAGACAUUUAGUAUUAACAUUAUUAUUAUUAUUUACAUUGUUAUUGUACCUUAAUUUGAUGGGUUUGGCUGAGCACUGUUGUGGUGUCACUGUUUUCUCCCAGGUUUCGUUUCACUGAUAAUUUUGAUUUUCAUUCUCUCGGGUGGUCUACUAAAUGUGCUUUGAUGGGAAAAACAGACUUGCAGAAAGAGGAAGACUGACCUGGUUAUGGAGAAAUUCAGUUAUCAAGACAUGGUGUCAUCUUCUCCAAUCAAACUCCUCACAGAUGUCUUUAACUCUUGUAAUGGGAUGUGUAGUCUUUGGCUGGAUCUGAUAUGUGAUGUUAUGCUCCUCCCACAGCCGAGAUAUUCAGCAAAGCACAGGCUGUUGUGGUCAGAGUCAUUUUGUGCAAAGCUUGAAAUUGUUAUUUAAAAACGAAACAUUAAAUCAUCAAUUAAAAGGUUA